AUGAAACUAGAAGAUGCAGUGAAAGCAUCAUCACAACUACAGAGAAAUGAAUCAGUAACGUCAUCAAGUGCUGGAGAUAUCAAUGAAAUACCGAAAACGAAUGGAUCAUCUCAUCCGAUUGUUCGACGGAAAAGUGGAAUGAUUGGCAAGAAAUUUCCGUCGUUACAGGUGUCUCACUAUCCCGUCUUGCUGCUCUCAAACUCAUCGGACACCACGACGAAUCCACAUCCAAGUGUCACUUGGCGGACUAGCCAACAAGCUGAAACUGAGCCGAAACCAUCGGAAUUGGACGAGGCACCGCCGAAAAUCCGUAAAUCGAGCAGUGGACUACGGCAGUGUUCCGUAUCGGCACGAAGCUCACUGGAUUUCCGAGACCGUCCCCGAUUCGUCCGUACUUCCACGACAACAUCCACAUUGUCACCGACUUCUGAAAAACCGCCGAUGCCGAUUGGUGAGUUUUUUGUUAUUUUUAGCCUUCUGACAGGAAGAUCUGUCUAUCAGAAAGAUCUUUCAUCUUUGAUGUCAUGA
Caenorhabditis remanei is the source of this 528-nucleotide messenger RNA. RefSeq lists its product as uncharacterized. The transcript has 4 exons. The record is from RefSeq and is a predicted model, not a curated record. The coding region runs from base 1 to 528 and encodes 175 amino acids. NCBI's taxonomy places the organism in Eukaryota, Metazoa, Nematoda, Chromadorea, Rhabditida, Rhabditidae.